UUUUUCCGCGAUUUUUAUUCAAACACGUGCCCGUUUCACAUUUUUCUUAUACAACAGGGCAUGACUCAAUCACACCAUUGCAAUUUUUACAUAAUUGACGCGUUUAACGUAACGUAAAAAUCGGGAAUGACGCAUAGCCCAAUGGCUUGAAAAAAAUUGGAUGCAGCGUCCGAUAACCUCAUUUUUUGUUCAGUUAGUAUAUAACCGAAAUGGCUUUAUUUAAGUCGUCAACUUUAUCUUCUAUCUUGCGUUGUACAAAAAACGUGAAAAUAUUACGACCAGCGUCAUCCACCACCACUGACCAGGAGCCUUCACGUGUCGAAAAAAGUAUCAAUAGUGUCCAACUUUUGGGCCGUGUGGGGGCUGACCCCCAGAAAAAGGGGUCAGAGGAGCACCCCAUUGCAGUUUUUUCUCUAGCGACUCACACCAAUUAUCGGUACGAAUCGGGGCAAUUUAUGCAACGUACGGAAUGGCACCGAGUGAUUUGCUUCAAACCCGGCUUAAGAGAGACAAUUUUGAAUUAUUUGAAGAAGGGGCAAAGGGUGCACGUUACUGGUCGUAUCACCUACGGGGAAAUUACGGGAGAGGAUGGAAAACCAAAGUCAACAACGGCCAUAGCAGCAGACGAUGUCAUUUUCUUCCAAUCAAGCCCGCAAUAGGUUCGGUGAUUAAAACACUACAUUUUAAGAUCUGGUAGUUUAUUUAGAUAAAAAAGUACAGUUAUUUUCGUAUUAAAACUACAAGUAAUAACA
Molecule: messenger RNA, 752 nt
Organism: Tribolium castaneum (red flour beetle)
Lineage: Eukaryota; Metazoa; Arthropoda; Insecta; Coleoptera; Tenebrionidae
Gene: mtSSB
Product: mitochondrial single stranded DNA-binding protein
Exons: 3
Coding region: 210-659 (149 amino acids)
Biological process (GO): positive regulation of helicase activity; mitochondrial DNA replication
Cellular component (GO): mitochondrial nucleoid
Molecular function (GO): single-stranded DNA binding
Source: RefSeq, a predicted model, not a curated record